Molecule: messenger RNA, 882 nt
Organism: Naegleria gruberi
Lineage: Eukaryota; Heterolobosea; Eutetramitea; Acrasida; Naegleriidae
Exons: 1
Coding region: 1-882 (293 amino acids)
Biological process (GO): protein phosphorylation; mitotic DNA damage checkpoint signaling
Cellular component (GO): nucleus; cytoplasm
Molecular function (GO): ATP binding; protein serine/threonine kinase activity
Source: RefSeq, a predicted model, not a curated record
AUGUUAAACAACCAUUCUACAUCCUCUCUUUGCAAAAGCAAGAAGGAAUAUGAGGUCAUUAGCAUCAAUCAGAAUGGUUCAGGUUUUUUGGUCUCGACUGUCAAAGAAAAGAACACAGACAAGGAAUUCUUCAUGUAUUCAUUUCAAUCUGGGAAUGAAUAUUUUAUGAAUUUAAUUGUGAAAUCUUCUCCCUAUCUCGUUCCGAUGGUAGAUGUUAUUUUUGAACAGGUUCCUGAUAAUCAAAUAUCUGACAGCUAUCUUGAAGUUGAAAUAUUGAGAAAUGAUCAUCAAAUUGUGGAAGAAUCCUUUUCAAAACUUGAAAUUGUUAUUCCAAAAUCUGAGUGCUCUCUUCUAGAAUUUUUGAAUGGCGAGAAGGUUAUUCAUUGCAAUGAGAGUGAUCAGAUUUUAUUGGAGUGGGUUUUACAACUAAUUAAGGGUGUGAAAUCAUUGCAUGAACAAGGAUUUGUUCACAGAAAUAUCAUUCCAUUUCAUAUACAUAUCUAUUCUGAUGAGGAAGGGAAAUAUUUUGUGAAAUUGGGAGGAACUUGGAGUUCAUGUCAAAUUGGUUAUAAGGAAGAGCCCUAUAAUUCAGAAAUCAAAGCUCCAGAAAUAAGAAUUGGUGAUGAGGAAUUUGACUAUUUACCAAGUUUGGAUAUUUAUUCGUUGGGAAUAACUAUUUCUCAAAUAUUGGAACGGGUUAAGGUUUCAGAUUCAAUAUUGUCACUUGUGAACAGUUUCAUUGAUCAAAUGACAAGUGAAGAUCCAGAACAGAGACCAACUAUUGAUGAUUGCUUUUGGUUUUUCAAAAGACAUUUAUAUCCACCAAAACCAUAUCGAUUUACCAACAAAUUAUUUGAUUGUUUCAUUAAAUUCUCUCAAUAA